AUGGUCCGCUUCACUCUUCUCGCGUCCCUGCUCGCGGGUGCCAUCACCACCGUCUCGGCCCAUCCCCAGCAACGCGAUCCAUCUCGACAAAUUGGUUGCGGUACCGAACCACCUGCGGAGUUCCUAGAGGCAGCAUCCCAGAUCAGCGAAUGGGAGAAGGAGCACUUCACCAACGCCACCAGAACUGAGAGUGCUCGUGCGGCCACCGUUACCAUCGACACCUACAUCCAUGUCGUGGCUAGAAGCACUGCCUUGUCAGGAGGAUAUGUGCCUCAAUCUCAGUUGACGAACCAGAUUAGUGUUCUAAACGAACAUUAUGCUCCUACUGGUUUCCAAUUCAAGCUCAUCUCAACUGAUUACACUGUCAACACUGCCUGGGCUGCUGAUGUCAAUGGAAACGACGUAGCCAUGAAGAGGGCUCUCCGCAAGGGAACUUACAGCUCCUUAAACAUCUACUUCCAAUACACCGUUUCUGGAUUUCUUGGAUACGCUCAAUUCCCUCAAGUCGCUGCUGUUGGAUCAACUGCUUACAUCACUGAUGGUCUUAACAUCCUCUAUACCACCACCCCAGGCGGCUCUCUCAGAAACUACAACCUCGGUGGAACAGUUACCCACGAGGUCGGUCACUGGCUUGGACUUUUCCACGUCUUCCAAGGAGGCUGCUCUGGCAGUGGAGACAUGAUUGCCGACACCCCACCUCAGCUCACCUUGACCGAUGGAUGCCCUGUCGGACAAGAUUCUUGCUCUGGUGGCGGAGUUGACUCAAUACACAACUACAUGGAUUAUUCUUAUGAUACUUGCUACGAGUCUUUCACUCCAAACCAGAUCACCAGAAUGACCAACAUGUGGUCUACUUACCGUGAUGGUUUGUAA
Molecule: messenger RNA, 873 nt
Organism: Cadophora gregata
Lineage: Eukaryota; Fungi; Ascomycota; Leotiomycetes; Helotiales; Ploettnerulaceae
Exons: 4
Coding region: 1-873 (290 amino acids)
Molecular function (GO): metallopeptidase activity
Source: RefSeq, a predicted model, not a curated record